Panonychus citri (citrus red mite) is the source of this 897-nucleotide messenger RNA. RefSeq lists its product as uncharacterized. The transcript has a single exon. The record is from RefSeq and is a predicted model, not a curated record. Gene Ontology annotation, biological process: dUMP biosynthetic process; dUTP catabolic process. Gene Ontology annotation, molecular function: magnesium ion binding; dUTP diphosphatase activity. Lineage: Eukaryota; Metazoa; Arthropoda; Arachnida; Trombidiformes; Tetranychidae. The coding region runs from base 1 to 897 and encodes 298 amino acids.
AUGAAUAUAAUCAACUCAUCUGUUUCUUUUUAUAAGUUAAACUCUAUCGCUAAAAUCCCUCGACGUUCUACAGUGAAUGCUGCUGGAUGGGAUCUGUAUGCAAUUGAAUCUAAAAAUCUCAACCCUUGGUCAAGAGCAAUAAUUGGAACAGGAAUUGCGCUCGAAAUGCCUGAUGGAAUUUACGGAAGAAUAGCAUCUAGAAGUUCGUUUGCGUUGAAAGGUUUGGAUGUUGGUGCUGGAGUGAUCGAUCCAGACUUUCAUGGAGAAGUUAAGGUUUUGAUUAUAAAUAAUAGUAAUAAUUCUCAAGUUAUAAAAGAAGGAGAAAGGUUUUCUCAAAUAAUUUUCGAACCGUUUCACGAGCCAAAAGAAGUUCUCAUCUUUAAACAUGGAAAAGAACCUGAAAAAAAUUGUAAAGUCUCAGUUGCUCCUAAUUCAUCUACUGGAUCUGAACCGAUUAACUCUGAAUUCAAUAAAUCGGUGAAAGUUAUGAAAACCAUCGAGCAAAUUAGUGUUCAUAUGGCAAAACCGUCUGAUGGAAUAUCAAAGUUUUAUUUAUAUUCUGAUAGAGAUGUUACUUUACAACCUGGUGAAAGAGCUGUUUAUCCAACUAACAUUGGAUUAUCUCUACCCGAAAAUGUUUAUGCUCAUCUCAUUGGUUCUCGAUUGCUUGCUGAUUUCGGUGUUGACGUGAUCGAAUCAAUUAUAAAAAAAAAUGCUUCGAAAGAAAUAAAUAUUAUUCUUCAUAACCGAAACAAUAAGGUACAUAAAAUUGUAGAAGGCUUACCAGUAGCUCAAAUUCAUUUUAAAUCAUAUGUAAACCAACUGAAACAAACCACUGAAGCUCCUUGUGAAACUUCAAGAAACGCUUCAGGUUUUGGUUCAACUGGUAAUGAAUAA